ACGAACAGCAUACACUCCCAGAGACGAACAGCAUAACAGAGCACAAUGAGCUGGCACGGAUUCAAGAAAGCGGUCAACCGCGCCGGAACGCAGGUGAUGAUGAAGACGGGACAGGUGGAGAAGACGAUUGAUCGUGAUUACGAGAUGGAGGAGAGGCGGUUCAGAACGAUGGAAACCGCAGCGAAUAAGUUGCAGAAGGAAGCGAAGGGAUAUCUUGAUUCUCUGCGAUCAAUGACUGCGUCGCAGACGCGAAUUGCGGAGACUGUUGAUGCGUUUUAUGGAGAGGCUGCGACGACGGAUGACACCUCGCGGUAUUACCGACAAGCAGUUGAAGAGCUGGAUUCGGAGACGGUGAAGGAGCUGGAUGGACCAUACAGAACUACGGUUCUUGAACCGAUCUCCCGCUUCUGUGCGUACUUCCCCGACAUCAACGAAGCGAUUAAGAAACGCAAUCACAAACUUCUGGAUUACGACGCCUUACGAGCAAAGGUUCGCAAGUUGACCGACAAACCCUCAGACGACGUCGUCAAGCUCCCCCGCGCCGAACAAGAAGCAAUGCAAGCAAAGGAAAUCUACGAAACACUCAACGAACAGCUCACGAACGAACUACCACAACUAAUCGACUUGCGAGUGCCGUAUCUGGAUCCGUCGUUUGAGGCUUUGGUCAAGAUUCAGUUGAGGUUUUGUCAGGAGGGGUAUGAGAGGUUGGCGCAGGUUCAGCAGUAUUUGGAUCCGAGUGUGAGGGAUGAGUAUGCGCAUGGAGUCUUGGAUCAGAAGGUCGAGACUGUGUUGCAGCAGAUGAGGGAAUUGAGUAUUUGCGGAUUGGGUGCGGCAUGA
Messenger RNA from Saitoella complicata NRRL Y-17804, 837 nucleotides. RefSeq names its product BAR adaptor protein Hob3. Gene Ontology annotation, molecular function: lipid binding; protein binding. Gene Ontology annotation, cellular component: actin cortical patch; mating projection tip; Rvs161p-Rvs167p complex. Bases 46 to 837 code for a protein of 263 amino acids. The transcript is spliced from 5 exons. The record is from RefSeq and is a predicted model, not a curated record. NCBI's taxonomy places the organism in Eukaryota, Fungi, Ascomycota, Saitoellomycetes, Saitoellales, Saitoellaceae. Gene Ontology annotation, biological process: endocytosis; actin cortical patch localization; actin filament organization.